CAUGUGGUAGGCGAUUUUCAGCUUUAAUAUAACAAAAAAAGAAACCUUAGAAUAGUCCAAUUGAGCUACAUCCGUUGGUUUGCUCCCUAUUUAUAGUGAGAUUAAUUUCCUUCACCUCACUGCUAUCCUAAAAUAAUGGGUUCUCUUCCUCAUGUAGUAGAAGACUGCUUAGGUAUCCUUCAAGUUUACAGUGAUGGAUCCAUUAGCCGAUUAAGUGAUGACCAAAUUGACUUUCAUAAUUUUCCUGUCAAAGACGAUGGCUCAGUCGUCUGGAAAGACAUCCUUUACGACAACGGAGACGGAAAAGAGAAACAGUAUCUCCGUCUUUACAAGCCAACAAAAUGUAGUGCAAACAAGCAGCAGCUGCCAAUCAUUUACUUCUUUCAUGGUGGAGGUUUCUGUUUAGGUUCACGUACGUGGCCUAAUUGUCAUAACUGUUGCCUACGUCUCUCCUCUGUACUCCAAGCACUUGUUAUCGCUCCUGACUAUAGGCUGGCCCCAGAGUAUCGCCUUCCAGCUGCGAUGGAUGAUGCGUUUGCGUCCAUGAAGUGGCUGCAGAAUCAGGCUUUGUCAAAUAGUACUACAUAUGAUGAUGCUUCAUGGAUAAAUCAUGAUUAUGAUCGGGUUUAUGUGAUUGGAGACUCAUCUGGUGGGAACAUGGCGCAUCAUUUGGCACUGAGACUUGGAGUUGGCUCACCUCAACUGGCACCGGUUAGAGUACGUGGUUAUGUUCUCAUGGCGCCAUUUUUCGGGGGAAGUCCAAGGACUAAGUCAGAAGCAGAGGGACCUGAUGAACCUUUCUUGAAUAUGCAAAUUCUUGAGAGGUUUUGGAGGUUAUCACUUCCAAUUGGAGCGACUGCAGAUCACCCAUUGGCUAACCCAUUUGGGCCAUUAAGCCCAAAACUAGAGCCCAUUAAGCUUGAUCCACUAUUGGUGAUUGUGGGAGGAAAUGAACUUCUCAAAGAUAGAGUUGAAGAUUAUGCAAGCAAGAUGAAAGAGCUAAACAAGGACGUUCACUAUUUUGAGUUUGAGGGAAUGCAACAUGGCUUUUUCACAAAUGACACUUUCUCACAAGUUGCAAAUCUAGUUUUGCAAGAGAUCAAGUACUUCAUGAGUGGGACCUCUUGUUAGGGCUAUAAGAGUGUACGUAUGUGAGCUAACUAGUAAGGUUUAUUGUUGCUUCCAAAUGCACACAUAAAUAUAUGUAAUUAUCAAAUAAUAAAAUGAUAAAAUAGAUGUCGAACUCAUAGAGACUUAUGAUUAACUGUUCACUAAAUUAAACUAGAACUUGUUAUAUAAUCAGGUUCUCCAAAUGGAGAUUAUGUUAUUAUCUACAUGUGCAAUAAAUAAAUUAAAGGAUUUAGAUUGUAUCAAAGAAA
This is a messenger RNA of Solanum dulcamara, 1379 nucleotides long. RefSeq names its product probable carboxylesterase 15. The transcript is spliced from 2 exons. Gene Ontology annotation, molecular function: hydrolase activity. Bases 136 to 1131 code for a protein of 331 amino acids. The record is from RefSeq and is a predicted model, not a curated record. Lineage: Eukaryota; Viridiplantae; Streptophyta; Magnoliopsida; Solanales; Solanaceae.